Orycteropus afer afer is the source of this 1323-nucleotide messenger RNA. RefSeq names its product actin related protein 1B (gene ACTR1B). NCBI's taxonomy places the organism in Eukaryota, Metazoa, Chordata, Mammalia, Tubulidentata, Orycteropodidae. The record is from RefSeq and is a predicted model, not a curated record.
UCCGCCCAGGUGCCAGCGACAGUGGCCACCCCGCCAGCCCUCCGAAAAGCCCCGCGGGGCUCGCGUAGGCUGAGCGGCUCCGGGUGGGAGGGGCGUGGCGCCGCAUCUGAAGCCGCCGUGGCCCUGUCCGCCCGCCCGCCCACGGGUCGCUUUUGCAGCCUGACUGCUGGGUAAGGCCGGCCCGGCCCGGCCAUGGAGUCCUACGACAUCAUCGCUAACCAGCCCGUGGUGAUCGACAACGGCUCAGGAGUGAUCAAGGCUGGCUUUGCGGGAGACCAGAUUCCCAAAUACUGUUUCCCGAACUAUGUUGGGCGCCCUAAGCACAUGCGUGUCAUGGCUGGAGCCCUGGAGGGGGAUCUCUUCAUUGGACCAAAAGCAGAGGAGCACCGGGGGCUGCUGACCAUCCGCUACCCCAUGGAGCAUGGCGUGGUGCGAGACUGGAAUGACAUGGAGCGCAUCUGGCAGUAUGUCUACUCCAAGGAUCAGCUGCAGACUUUCUCUGAGGAGCAUCCUGUUCUUCUAACGGAGGCUCCACUCAACCCGAGUAAGAAUCGGGAGAAGGCAGCAGAGGUGUUCUUUGAAACCUUCAAUGUGCCGGCUCUGUUCAUUUCCAUGCAGGCCGUGCUCAGCCUGUAUGCCACAGGACGCACAACAGGAGUGGUUUUAGACUCGGGGGAUGGGGUCACUCAUGCUGUCCCCAUCUACGAGGGCUUUGCCAUGCCACACUCCAUCAUGCGAGUGGACAUUGCUGGCCGUGAUGUCUCCCGUUAUCUCCGGCUGCUACUGCGCAAAGAAGGUGUCGACUUUCACACCUCAGCUGAGUUUGAGGUUGUCCGGACCAUCAAAGAGCGUGCCUGCUAUCUGUCCAUCAACCCCCAGAAGGAUGAGGCUCUGGAGACAGAGAAGGUGCAGUACACCUUGCCAGAUGGCAGCAUGCUUGAUGUGGGGCCAGCACGAUUCCGGGCCCCAGAGCUGUUGUUCCAGCCAGAUCUGAUAGGGGAUGAGAGUGAGGGGCUCCAUGAGGUGCUGGCCUUUGCCAUCCAUAAAUCUGAUGUGGACCUUCGUCGGACACUCUUCGCCAACAUUGUGCUCUCGGGUGGUUCAACACUUUUCAAAGGCUUUGGUGACCGAUUACUAAGUGAAGUGAAGAAGCUUGCCCCAAAGGAUGUCAAAAUCAAGAUCUCAGCCCCUCAGGAACGGCUGUAUUCUACGUGGAUCGGUGGUUCCAUCUUGGCCUCACUGGAUACUUUUAAGAAGAUGUGGGUAUCCAAAAAGGAAUAUGAAGAGGAUGGUGCCCGUGCUAUUCAUCGCAAAACCUUCUAG